Molecule: messenger RNA, 1111 nt
Organism: Drosophila guanche
Lineage: Eukaryota; Metazoa; Arthropoda; Insecta; Diptera; Drosophilidae
Exons: 5
Coding region: 41-784 (247 amino acids)
Source: RefSeq, a predicted model, not a curated record
CAAAUCCAACACCUGACCAGACCAGAGACCCUCUCCAGCUAUGGACGAGAGCGUAGGUGCCGAAAAACAAACGAGAAGAUUGCUGUUAAAGACAUACAAGGUGACCAUCCUGAUGCUGAUCAUUGGCCAGAUUCAGGUUUCGAUUUUCAUGGAGAUUAAGCCCGUUAAGAAGUUCCUCGAGGAGCACUACUAUGUCAGCCUGGUGCAGUUCUUCAUCAGCUUCAUAUCCAUCCAGCUGUACGUGUUCUUCUAUCACAUCAUUGUGCACAAGCCCGUGUGGAAGCGCGUCCUGGUCGGCGUCUGGACGUUCGAGGUGAAUACCAUAUCGAUCAUGAAGCCAGCCAAGACGGCGCCAUACGUUAGCUUCAUUGUCUCCUUUGUGCUCACCUUUGCCAUCAUGGGCAUCAGUCUGUGCUACGGCAAUCUGGCGGUCAACCAUCGGCGAGGACUCUUCAUAUCACGCCACAACGUGAUCCGUUGGAGCGAGCGUCUGUUUGUGCUCACCAGCUUUGGGAUCAUCGUGUGCUCCGAAAUGAAGCGAGUCACCAUCGAGUUUCCAACGCUGCUCAUCUACACCAUUCUGUCGAAUAUUUUUGUGGUGGUAUUUGCCGCCUCGAUGAGGAAACGAAACUUUUACCACUUCGAGCCGCCUGGCGAUCACAUACUCAUCGGACAGCUGUAUUAUCUGAACUUCUAUGCCCUGUACAUGGGCUAUGUGUGGACAACGGCUUCCGGCUUCCAGCUUAUGGGAUGGAACAUCAGCAUUGGAGAGUUAUUCAAAUAGUGGCUGUCACGAGGCUGUCACUCUCUGUGUCGUCUGUCAUCACCAGCAGCAGCUCUGGAGCAUGCGCCGACUAUCGCAACAGCUGGGGGACACCAACGUAAUGUCGUAGUGUUUACACCACGUCGUCGUCCUGUUCACAGUCCAGUCAGUUGCCCUGUGGCCCGGUUGCAAUUGGCACGGCUCGGAACAGCACAGUUUUGCUUCGGUACGGGUAGCAGUGUGGCAGACCACACCGAGUACUGGGUGUGCACGUGCGCCUCGAACGGCUGAAAAUCAAUACUCAUUUUCCAACCUAAAAGAAAACUAAAUAAAUGGCUUUCAACGCGA